Messenger RNA from Lobosporangium transversale, 1044 nucleotides. Its product is annotated as nucleophile aminohydrolase. The transcript is spliced from 7 exons. The record is from RefSeq and is a predicted model, not a curated record. Bases 1 to 1044 code for a protein of 347 amino acids. Lineage: Eukaryota; Fungi; Mortierellomycota; Mortierellomycetes; Mortierellales; Mortierellaceae.
AUGUUGCUCUACAAAGGCAGGCAGCCCAUUCAACUAGCUCAUCUCUUAACAAAACCAGCCCACUCUAUCAUCAAUCAGUCCUUUGAUUCAAAAAGACCGGUCGACGGCCGUAGAUUGAUCAAUGGCGAUGGAUUUGGUGUUGGAUGGUAUGAACCUGAAUCUUCCAUUGACGGGUCUGCAGCACCUUGUAUCUUCACGUCUGUGACUCCAGCAUGGAACAAUAUGAACUUGAUCCGUCUAGCGAAUAAGAUCAAGAGUCCUUUAGUCUUUGCUCAUGUGCGCGCUGCGGCUGCUGGUUCGGUCUCUGAGAGCAACUGCCAUCCAUGGCAAUAUGGAAGACUCAUGUUUAUGCACCAUGGCAUGGUUUCCGAUUUCCAUUUGAUCAAGCGACGUUUGCAAGAGUCUCUUUCAGAUGAGAUCUUUCUUAGCGUUAACGGCAACACUGAUUCAGAAUGGGCCUUUGCAGUCUUCUUAAGCCAGCUCCAAUGUCCACGACAAUGUGAACCAUUUGGCCAUGAGACUCUGAAGGAAGCCAUGCUUAACACCAUCCGGAAAUUUAACAUGUGGUUCAAGUCUAUUGAAAAAACAGCGAACAAUGGACUCACGCCCUCAAUGCUGAAUUUUGCGGUGACUGAUGGUGUCUCUGUCGUUUGUACUCGCUAUAUCAAUUCUUCGUCUGCCGCCCUCGAGCCGGAAAGGCUUUAUUUUUCUUCAGGGACUAGAUUCGAAUGCUAUAAGCCAGGGCACUAUAGGAUGGUCAAGGAAGCAGCCAAAGUAAAGCGAGAGGACAUUGUGAUGAUUGCAUCUGAGCCAUUGACUUUUGAGGAGACUGAUUGGCGCUUGGUCUCAAGAAACACGUUAGUAGUCAUCACUGGAAGGAUGAAUGUAUUGAUGUAUCCAAUUAAGGAUGACUACUACGGAUCCAUCCCUGUUGCAGCAGUCGACUCUAUCACUAUCACUUUCGCCUUUACCUUCGUCGCCGACUUUGCAUCAGCCGACCUUAUCCAUAGCCCCAAUCGCCAGCAUGCAAUAUCUAGACUAUGA